AACGAAAGUGAAAGUAACCUCUUGCUUUCUGACAGCUCCUUCACUGAAAACACAGCUGGGCAUUUCUUCCACAGCCAUGGAGCAAAUGGACAUAGAUGAGGGGUUAUAUUCACGGCAGCUGUAUGUCCUGGGCCAUGAUGCAAUGCGGUGUAUGGGAGAGGCAAAUGUCCUUAUUUGUGGGAUGAGAGGUCUCGGGGUGGAGGUGGCCAAGAAUGUCAUUCUGGCUGGAGUCGGUUCAGUCACCAUCCAGGACAAAGGGACAACCGAAUGGGGCGACCUGUCCUCUCAGUUCUACCUAAAAGAGAGUGACCUGGGGCAAAACCGGGCAAUUUGUUCUGAAAAACACCUUGCCCGCUUAAAUCACUAUGUUCGACUUUCCACCCAUACUGAAACUCUAAAUGAGGAUUUUCUACACAAAUUCGAGGUGGUGGUUCUUACAGAUUCAUCGUUAGAAGAGCAGCUUUCAGUGGCUGCAUUCUGCCACUCCAACAAUAUCAAAUUCAUUUUGGCUGAUACCAAAGGUCUUUGUGGACAGUUGUUCUGUGACUUUGGAGAAAAGUUUCUGGUCAAAGACACUGACGGGGACCCACCAAAGAUGUCCAUAAUUGACCACGUCACCAAGGGAAAUCCUGGUAUAGUCACAUGCCCAGAUGACCAUAUCUUCUCAGAUGGUAUGCAUGUUGUCUUCUCUGGGGUCCAGGGCAUGACAGAGCUCAACAGCUAUGGGCCUUUUGAAAUCAAAGUGAUAGACAGCUUCUCCUUCAGUAUUUGUGACACUUCAAAUUUCUCUGAAUAUGAGAAGGGCGGCGUGGCAACUGAAGUCAAAGAAACAACGACACUUAGUUUUAUACCUCUAGAUGCUGCUGUGGAGAAAGUGAUGCAAGAUCCUGAGCUACUGGUGUUCACUGAUUAUGGGAAAAUUAAGAAACAUCAGUCUCUUCACCUGGGCUUCCGAGCACUGCAGGAGUUCCAGCAGAAAUACAGUCGACUGCCCAAACCCAGGAACCAGGAGGAUGCUGAGCGACUACUUGCCAUGGCGAGGCAGCUCAGUGCAGCUGCACAACUUGACAAGUUUGAUGAAGAAGUCAUGAGGAAACUGUCUUUUUGUGCCAGGGGCAAUUUGGCUCCCAUCAAUGCUUUCAUUGGAGGACUGGCUGCCCAGGAGGUGAUGAAGGCUUGCAGUGGUAAGUUCAUGCCGCUCAAACAGUGGCUUUACUUUGAUGCUCUGGAGUGCCUUCCUGAGCAGGAGGGCGGUGACAGAGGACUGACAGAAGAAGCCUGUGCACCAAGAAAUAGUCGCUAUGAUGGUCAGAUUGCUGUGUUCGGCUCUGAUUUCCAAGAGAAACUGAAGAGACAGAGAUACUUUCUGGUGGGUGCUGGUGCCAUUGGCUGUGAGCUUCUGAAAAACUUUGCCCUGAUUGGCCUUGGUGCUGGAGAGGGCGGGCACAUCACAGUGACCGACAUGGAUUCAAUUGAGAGGUCCAAUCUGAAUCGUCAGUUCCUGUUUAGGUCAGAGGAUAUUGGGAAGCAGAAAUCAGAGGUGGCAGCUGAAGCUGUGCAUAAAAUAAAUCCCAGCAUUAAUAUCACAUCUCACCAGAACCGUGUGUGCCAGGAGAGCGAGGGCAUCUACACAUACCAGUUCUACAGCAGCCUGGAUGGAGUGGCAGCAGCUCUGGAUAAUAUGGAAGCCAGAGUGUAUUUGGAUAAGCGCUGCGUGCAGUCCCAAAAGCCAAUGUUAGAGGGGGGGACUCUGGGUGGUAAAGGUCAUACCCUGGUGGUGGUUCCACACCUGACUGAAUCCUAUGGACAAGCACCAACUUCAGGACAGAAAGCUAUUCCACUGUGCACACUGAAAUACUUCCCUCAUCGCAUAGAGCACACUCUGCAGUGGGCCAGAGAGCAGUUUGAGGGCCUUUUCAAGCACACACCAGAGAACGUGAACCAGUAUCUCAGCGAUGCUGAAUUUUGGGCUCGUACUGUCAGCCGAGGGGAGGCUGAAGCUGUCGAGGUGGUGGAGGCAGUGUAUAGAAGUCAGAAGGACAGACCCCAUGACUGGCCGGAUUGUGUGACCUGGGCUCGUUUGCAGUGGGAGACCUUUUACAACAAUGACAUCGCAGAGCUGCUCCACUGCUUCCCUCCUGACCAUGUAACUAGUUCAGAUCUGCCUUUCUGGAUGGGAGCUAAAAGGUGUCCUCAUCCCUUAACCUUUGACCCAGCCAAUACCACCCAUAUGGAUUUUAUUAUGGCCUCUGCUAACCUAUAUGGGCAGAUUUAUGGCAUCCAGGGAUCAACAGACCGUGACGGCACAAUGCAGAUCCUGGAAGGAGUGCAUGUGCCUGUGUUCCACCCAAAAUCCAAUGUGACGAUUGCAGUGAUGGACGAGGAACUGAAACAAAACAUGGAGGAGAGAAAGGAUGAGGACCAAGCCAAGCUGAAUGAGCUAAAGCAGAAACUGUCAAGCCUCCAGCCAGCCAGCCAGAAGUGUCGGAUGUUCCCACUAGAAUUUGAAAAGGAUGAUGAUAGUAAUUUCCACAUGGACUUUAUAGUGGCAGCGUCUAACCUGAGGGCUGAGAAUUACGACAUACCAGCAGCAGAUCGACACAAGAGCAAACUCAUUGCUGGUCAAAUCAUCCCUGCUAUCGCCACAACCACAGCAGCAACAUCAGGCCUCAUGUGUCUGGAACUGUAUAAGUUAGUGCAGGGCCACCAGCAAAUCACUUCGUUCCGUAGUACGUUCAUUAACCUGGCAGCCAGUUACUACAUCAUGAUACAGCCAUCCAAGGAUCCAGGGUUCACAGUUGCAGGGAAAGAGUACUCCCUUUGGGACAAGCUCUUGGUGCAGGGAAAAAAAGAAGGACAGGAGGAAAUGACAGUGGGAGAGCUGCUGAAACACGUCAAGGAAAACUAUAAUCUGACCAUCACGGCUCUGUUUUAUGGACCUGCAAUGUUGUACGCUGAUUACUCCAAUCACGGAGAUCGACUUAAACAGAGAGUGUCAGAAGUUGUCCAGAUGGUCACCAAGAGUGAGAUUCCAGCUUACAAGCAGAUGCUGGAGAUCAUUCCAUGCUUUGCUGAGGAUGAGGACUGUGAUGAGGUUCCACCACUUCACUACCUUUUUCGAUGAGCGCUGCAAGAUGGGAAAGCAAAAUAAAGUCGACAAUAUUUACUGUCAGCUUUAUCAUAUUGUUCUAAUCAUGGAAAUCCUGUUCAACCCUGUUUGUAAAAUUUAAAACGAAGAAAGUAAAUGUUCAACGUCUUAUAUGUUUAAGAUUCUGCACUAUUUCUAGGUACCUGUUUAAAUGGAAGCAAAUUGGUGAUUAUGUUAACUACUUCGUUCAAAAGGUCAGAUUUUCCUCAUUCCUAAUCUCUUCUACUGAAGCAUGUGUUCAAACGAUAAACUCAUGGAUUUUGCGUAAACUCAAGCGCACGCUGUCGUUAAAGUAAAAAUGGGGACAAACCAAAUGCUAAGAAAUUCUGAAAUUCAUGUGAAUAUUUCUGUCUUUAUAGAAAUAUAGAAUCUACUUUUCUCUCAAGUUAUUGUCAAGUAAUAUAAUUUGUAAUGAAGAUUGUUGUAGUAAAUUUGAAAACAAUGCAAAAUAGAACCUUUUUCGGGGGGGGGGGGGUUAAUGAUAUUCUUCGUGUGCAUGUGACGUCACGCUUAUUUUCCAAACCGGAAGUCCACCAUUUUGGAUGAUAACAACAACCAAGAUAGCCGCACUUCACGUGUGAGCUGUUGCAACGCUUCGUGAUUUUCUUUUGAUUUCAUUGCCUUUGAAGAAAGACUAUGCCUACUUUAUGUGUGGUAUAUAAUUGCGGUAAUAAUGCUACUCGAGACAAAGACAAACGGUUCUUCAGAAUUCCCAAAAUAAUUAAAAACGGUGACAAAACAGAUGAAGAACUGUCCAGAGGAUGCCAUGUGUAUGCUGUGGUUCAAAAACAUACAGCGUAAGGACUCAACUGAAGAAAAAGCUAAUUACACCCAUGUGUGUGGUGACCACUUUAUAUCUGGUAAGCGUUCAUUACUAUGAUUUCUGCUGAUUAAAUUGAGCUUUAGAGCUUUAACGUGAACACUCUGCUUCUCACCUUCCAGAAGCACCGGCAAACCUACACAAUAAAACAAAUCCAGAUUGGGCACCAACACUCAAAUUAGGACACGAUAAGGUCAAGAUGAAAACUCAUCUCACAGUCUCGAGAAGCAACAGGAUAAAUGACAGAUCUGCCAAGCUAAAGCCAGAUUAGAAGCAACGCAAACCUUAGCGAGUCUGGAUACACAAGGAGAACAAUGUGGGUCAACUUUGCCAGGUGAGAGAUUAGCGAUGCCAUUCCAGUAAUCCGUUAAUUUAUGCACUUUUUGGGUUUUUUUUAUCCCCCACUGGCAGAAAGGCCCAAAGGGGGAUUAUGUCAUGGCGAUUUCCGUCCGUCCAUCCCAGGAAGGGUGCUCACCUUCUGAAAUUAACUCCUCUCACAAUUUGUGGAGGAAUUUCACUAAACUUGGCAAAAGGCAUUGUUAUAUGUCGGUAAUACGCAUAUUCUUCGUUCAGUUCGGUCGCAUUUUACCAGAGUUACGGCCCUUGAUUAACAACCUUGUACUUUCACAAUUUCAUGAAGGUGUGCUUGCCUUCUGACAUCAACUCCUCUCACAGUUUUUGGAAGAAUUUCUCAAAGCUUGGCAAAAGGCCUUGUUAUAUGACAGUAAUACGCAUAUUGCAAUUUAAUUUCGUUUGUGAAAAUUUUACCAGAGUUUUGACCCUUGAAUAAAUAACUUGUACUUUGACAAUUUCAUGAGGGUGUACGUUCUUCUGAAAUCAACUCCUCUCACAAUUUGUGGAGGAAUUUCACCAAACUUGGCAAAAGGCUUUGUUAUAUGACAAUUAUACACAUAUUGAAAUUUCCUUCAAUUUGGUCAAAUUUUACCAGAGUUAUGCCCUUGAUUAUUAACAAACUUGUACUUUGGCAAUUUCAUCAAGGUGUGCUUGCUUUCUGAAAUCAACUUCUCUCACAAUUUUUAUCCUCCGCUAGCUGAAAGGCCUGAAGGGGGAUUAUGUCGUGGCGAUGUCUGUAAGUCUGUCCCAGAAAGGGUACUCACAUUCUGAAAUCAACUCCUCUCACAAUUUUUGGAGGAAUUUCACGAAACUUGGCAGAAUUCUUUGUUAUAUGUAAAUAAUACGCAUAUUGCAAUUUUGUUCAGUUCACUCACAUUUUACCAGAGUUAUGGCAGAGUUGCUAGCGGGGGAUAUUGUGCUCUCAGAGCACUCUUGUUUUUUUGUAGAAUGAGAUCGUUCACAAUAUCAGGGUAUUCAAUCAGUGGUAAAUCCUCUGCAUAAUCGGAUGGCUUUAACAUACACGGGUCAAAGCCAAAAAUUUCAACUUUUUCUCUGAAUGUUGACUUGGCAGAGGACUCCAGAGAGUCAUAAUAUUUCAAGAAAGUUGGAGAUGCAUCACAGUUAUUGUUUGCACUUUGGAUUUGUAUAUCAUCCAACAUGGUGGCGGAUGCAUUCGUCACAUUGUUUUGUCACACGGUUGCACACAAAGAAUAGAAAUAUAGAAGGAUCUAAGCGAUAAGUCAAAGACAGUCAUCAAAUAUAGAAGUUUAAAGUUGCUGAUUGCUACAUAUGUCCUCUACAAAGUGAUUCACUGUCACACCUUUAACACUGCCACUAUUCACCCCAGUCUUUUAUUAUACACCACUUAACACACAUUACUAGACAAUAAAGAAUACUCUAAUCUUGUCUGCUCCAUUUUA
Messenger RNA from Neoarius graeffei (lesser salmon catfish), 5743 nucleotides. It is a transcript of the gene uba7, whose product is annotated as ubiquitin-like modifier activating enzyme 7. Gene Ontology annotation, cellular component: cytoplasm; SUMO activating enzyme complex. Gene Ontology annotation, molecular function: SUMO activating enzyme activity. The record is from RefSeq and is a predicted model, not a curated record. The coding region runs from base 77 to 3124 and encodes 1015 amino acids. The transcript is spliced from 24 exons. NCBI's taxonomy places the organism in Eukaryota, Metazoa, Chordata, Actinopteri, Siluriformes, Ariidae. Gene Ontology annotation, biological process: protein sumoylation.